AGCAACGCAUUCCGGGGAGCAGCACUCACGUAUUACAGUAUAGGAACGUGGUGACGAACAUUUACUCACAGCUGCAGAGGAAGGCAUGCAUUGUUGAACUCGCUUCUGACAUAAACUAGGGGUUUGACACUUUGCACGCUGGUGCUCAGUUUUGUCAACUACGCGUGCCCCAAAACGCUGAACAAUACGUUUGUGUGCGUGAAUAUUGGGUCUUUCUUAUUUGACGACCGUGUCCAGAAAAGCCGUUCCGAUGUUGUCUCGAGAUUCACCUGAGAUUCAGUCAAGUCUCAGACUUUGGUCGCGUCUAGACCCCUGGGGAAGAUCCAUGGAGGAGGAGGAGAACCCUUUGGAGAGGGAGCAUACUCUAGCAGUGGUUCUACCAGGAGGCCUGGAGAAAAUGGCCACGGUACAUGGGAGUAAACCUGUGAUGGACUUACUGGUCACACUCUGUGCCCAGUACCACCUGAAUCCAUCUGACUUCACCAUGGAAAUCCAGUCGGCCAAUAGAAACGACAUCUCCUUCAAACCCAGCACUCUGAUUGGAGCCAUGGAGCCUCACAGGAUCCUACUGAAACCUAAAGGGGGAGAGGAGAAGAUAAAGAGGCCGUACGUGCCAGAGGUCACCGUACGUCUGCUGAUCAACUACAAGAAGAACCAUAAGGCCGUUGUGAGGGUCAACCCUAGAGUCCCUCUGGAGCAGCUCCUGCCUGCGGUGUGUGAGAAGUGUGAGUUUGACCUGGAGUCCACCAUUUUGCUGAGCGCCAACGACUCUGAAGGACCUUUAAACCUCAGCAGGUCCCUCGAUGACUAUGGACUAAGGGAACUAUACGCCAAGGACAUGGCAGAAGCACCUGUAGAAACACCCCCCCCACCAAGUAAAGAGCAGAAACAGAAGGAGAAAGAGAACAGGGGAUUGUUCGGCUUAUUCAGGAGAAUUAAGAAGAAACCAGAAAAGGGUCUCUCAGUGAGUGCCCCGGUCUCGCGUGGUCUGAAAAACCAGCGGGUGGCCAGCAUCUGCAUGAACUCCCUGGGUAUCCACUCCUCCAACACCCUGCCCAUGGACAACACCAUGGUCAAGAAAAGACGGGCACCCAUGCCCCCCAUGGCAGGCUCCCAAAGUGUCCCUGCUAACCUCAACGUCCAGCCGUUGACCUCUAGGAAGAAGAGGAGAGCCCCCCCGCCACCCCCCUGUGCCCCCCACCACCAUCCUCCUGUGUUAACACCCACAAAGGAGCACCCCAGGACACUGAAAUCAAAGACGGCGAGUGAGAGCUGUGUCCUCCUUUCCUCUUCCUCUGUGCUGCUCCUCCUGCUCCUCCUGCUCCACUCUCCCCUUGUCCCCGUGGUGAACGAUUCUUCCUCUCCACCAUGUAGUUUUUUUUAAUGAUCUGUCAUGCUUGUCACUCGGUAGUCUUAUAAGCUCUUAUUUUAUUUCUGUUUUAUUUGUUGAUUUUGUGUUAGUGUGUUGUGCUUUUACCGCCUUGUAACCUUUUAGUUUCUCUGCGUUUUAGAUGGUAGGUUCCUCAGCACAGUAACACAGCUUUGUUUCUUCCUGACACAUCAUAACUGUGCCUUCUAAAGAGACACUACAUACAAUACACACCUCUGUGUAAAUGACGUACAUUACUUCACUAGUUCACUUUUGAAUGAAACCAUGAAGGGGAUUAGGUUUUAUUGUCUCCAAUGUGUCUUUUCUGUCUUUGUUGUUUUUCUGUUCCUCAAUUGACAUGUUUUCUACCAUUCACCUCUUUCUUUUCAAUCAGUUUAUAGUUUAAACUACAUCUGUUGAGGAGAUCAUGUUUUCUAAGUCAGACAUAGGUUGCUAUUCCUUGUGCAAAUGUAUUCAUUUUGAUUUUAAUAAAUUGCUUUGAUUAA
Molecule: messenger RNA, 1875 nt
Organism: Oncorhynchus tshawytscha (Chinook salmon)
Lineage: Eukaryota; Metazoa; Chordata; Actinopteri; Salmoniformes; Salmonidae
Product: cordon-bleu protein-like 1
Exons: 8
Coding region: 251-1384 (377 amino acids)
Molecular function (GO): actin monomer binding
Source: RefSeq, a predicted model, not a curated record